GAGAAGUGCCGAGAGGAGGCGUGAUCUGCGGUGUGCGGUUGCCACACCACACCACAGGCGAGUUAGGUCGGUGGCUUGGAUCAGGCUAGAAGGAGUGAGGUGACGGAAGAUGGGGGACAUCGGGACCACAGGCCCAGCAGGAAUGGCUCCUGGAUUGGGCGCAAGGUGACAGGGAGAAGAAAGCCAAGCCUGACUCUUAGGUGUCUGGCCAGAGUGGUUCGAAGAAUGAGGAAUCACUUGCUGCGAUGGCGAAGGGGGCGAGGAGCAGGUGCAGAGAGGAGAGCUCAGGUGUGGCGGUGCAAGGUGCCUCGGAGACCUCCCAGGGUCACUGCGGUGACGUCGCCACCCUGCAGAGCAUGGGAACUUCUCCUUAACCCGCUGUGCCCCAGAGGCCUGGACAAUGCUGGCAAAACAACCAUCCUCAAGAAGUUCAACGGGGAAGACAUUGACACUAUCUCCCCGACGCUGGGCUUCAACAUUAAGACCCUGGAACACCGGGGAUUCAAGCUGAACAUCUGGGAUGUGGGCGGCCAGAAGUCCCUGCGCUCCUACUGGCGGAAUUACUUCGAGAGCACGGACGGCCUCAUCUGGGUGGUGGACAGCGCCGACCGCCAGCGCAUGCAGGACUGCCGGCGGGAGCUCCAGAGCCUGUUGGUGGAGGAGCGCCUGGCUGGAGCGACCCUCCUCAUCUUUGCCAACAAGCAGGACCUCCCCGGAGCGCUGUCCUCGAACGCCAUCCGUGAGGCCCUGGAGCUGGACUCCAUCCACAGCCACCACUGGUGUAUCCAAGGCUGCAGCGCCGUCACCGGGGAGAACCUCCUGCCUGGCAUCGACUGGCUGCUGGACGACAUUUCCAGCCGCAUCUUCACCGCCGACUGAACCGAUCCAGACACGCCCCCCGCCCCGCCCCCACCCCACUGUCCAGCCCGCGCCCCCGGCCCUCAUGGAGUGCCAUCCGUGGGGGGGAGGGCAGUCAGCCAGCCUGACUGCCACCCCCCCGCCCCACUCCGUAACCUGCUGCUGCUGCUGCUGCUGCUGCUAACGCUGCCCACUGCUGCCCGGCGGCCGGAGGGCUGCCGCCCUGGCUGUGCCCCGGGAUCUAACCCGGCCCGCAGGCAGCUGCCACACCACGGGGGAGAGGGCUGGGGCUGGGAGGGGGCCGCCUCUGCUGCUACCAAGGCUGUGGGCCUCACUCUGUGCUCAGCUGUGAGAAUAAACCGCUCUCUGCCCCACUU
Messenger RNA from Suricata suricatta (meerkat), 1235 nucleotides. RefSeq names its product ADP ribosylation factor like GTPase 2 (gene ARL2). The record is from RefSeq and is a predicted model, not a curated record. Gene Ontology annotation, molecular function: GTPase activity; GTP binding. Gene Ontology annotation, biological process: protein folding. Gene Ontology annotation, cellular component: microtubule cytoskeleton; cytoplasm. The coding region runs from base 226 to 879 and encodes 217 amino acids. Lineage: Eukaryota; Metazoa; Chordata; Mammalia; Carnivora; Herpestidae. The transcript is spliced from 5 exons.